AUGGCUGGCGAUGGUUUGCCACGAGAAACUCCUGGGCGUGUUGAAUAUCAGCAUACAUCUUUGUUUCCGUAUUCGUACCACGAUGCUGUUGAAUGUUGA
Messenger RNA from Chaetomium globosum CBS 148.51, 99 nucleotides. RefSeq lists its product as uncharacterized. The coding region runs from base 1 to 99 and encodes 32 amino acids. The record is from RefSeq and is a predicted model, not a curated record. The transcript is spliced from 2 exons. Lineage: Eukaryota; Fungi; Ascomycota; Sordariomycetes; Sordariales; Chaetomiaceae.